AGAAGGGACUUCAACCUGAAAUACUACAUUUCAGUAUCUGUCAACCAGGAUCAUCAUCGUUGUCAUCAACACAAGCUUUUUGUGUCUUCAACUAAGGAUCAGAUAUGGGUUUUCGUUUACCUUCUGUGAUUCUUCAUGCCAAGCAAGUUCUAAAACUGCAGUCUAGGAACCAGACAGAUGUUCCAAAAGGCCAUAUUGCAGUUUAUGUUGGAGAAAUCCAGAAGACAAGAUUUGUGGUUCCCAUUUCAUACUUGAAUCACCCUUCUUUUGUGGAUUUGCUCAACCUGGCUGAGGAAGAGUUUGGGUUUAAUCAUCCCAUGGGUGGUCUUACAAUUCCAUGCGACGAAGAUGCCUUUCUUCAUCUCACUUCUCAGCUGCAUGGCUGCUGAAAGAUUAAUAUAUAAGUUUUGUUAAUUGAAUUCUUUAAUUCCAUUGCAGAAUAUUAUAAGAACUUGUAACUGUAGAUACUACCUUUUGACAAUUGACAUGAAUGGAGUGAAGAGAUAGAUUAUGUAUGCUCUCUCCCAACAAGAUUUUGUCAAAAAAUGAUAAUGAAAUUCUUUGUUUUUGAAGCCUA
This is a messenger RNA of Gossypium raimondii (Peruvian cotton), 577 nucleotides long. Its product is annotated as auxin-responsive protein SAUR23. Gene Ontology annotation, biological process: response to auxin. The coding region runs from base 105 to 389 and encodes 94 amino acids. NCBI's taxonomy places the organism in Eukaryota, Viridiplantae, Streptophyta, Magnoliopsida, Malvales, Malvaceae. The record is from RefSeq and is a predicted model, not a curated record. The transcript has a single exon.